UCUGAUUCCUGGACUCGGAUUACCUACGUUUUUUUGUCUGGGCGGAUAGGACCUGUCAUCUUCGGAUUCUGAUGACGAGUCUUGUUCUGGUCUGACUCAGAUACCCGACACCAACCGGAAACGAAACCUUCUUGGUCUCGUCCUUGGAAGGGUUGUCGAAUCUGUGUUUGCUCUCCUUGUGUCCGUUUGCUUCCCCCCGUCGACGGGCCAACUGCCCUCCCCCGUUUUCCUGCGCGACAUCGACAUGCUCUUAGCUGGCUCCUGCUUCCACCUGGAAUUGCAGAUACUAGUAGUGCUAUGUCAGUAGUGGCUGCCACUGCCGCUUCCCUCGUCCCUUGUCCCUUUACCUCAGGAAACACAGCUCCAGAAACCGGCAACCCCGUCUCUCUGGUACUAUGAAACGGACAAGAAGGGCCACGGCGACGACGUGCGAGUGCUACCUCGACACAGCCGAGAUCAAGCGGGGGAGAUGGCAGGAGGAUUCCAGCGAAUGUCUACGCAACUGCAAGGAGCACGUCAUGCGGAGCGUGUUGAAGGGCUGGGGGGAGAGCUCGGGCUGGGUUGAUGGCUGCCGUAUCCUCAACGACACCGUGCCGGUCCGCGAUUUCUGGUCCCUCUACUGGUGCGACGAGACCUUCUGCGGCGUGGCGAUCAGCCAGACGGGCGGGCUCGGGCAAGACCCCAACGUCGACCUCAUCAUCAACACCUGCCAGAAUAUUGGGUUCUACUCGGUGCUCGACCCGGGCCCUCGCCCGCCGGGUUUCAAAUGCAGCACGGAAGCCGAUACAUCGGACGGCUGUUCGUUCACAGCGAUGGGAUUGCCCGGGGCUACCAAGGCGCCGCUGCCGGAUGCUACACAGCAGCCCAUACCUGCCGACUCGGCCGUCCCGAGUGCGGCAAGGACACAGGUAGCCCCCACGCCCGCUGUAGUUGCGUCAGUGGCUAGCUCGGCGCCCGCUGCUGCUACCGAGCAAUCAUCGUCAACCGCCGCGGCCGGAACCACGUCAACAACAUCCGGGAGCGACCUGACCGACCAAGGGAAGGCAGCGGUUGCAAUCUGCUCCGCUCUCGCGCUGAUGCUGCUGGUGACCUUCGCCCUGGUGUGGCUCCGACGGCGGAAGCGACGCAAGGCCUCCUUCGACCGGGCUCUGCGCUCACGACGGGCGCCAGGUCACGGUAUCCCGCCGGCCGGAUCCCCUACCCCCUUAAUCUCCCCGGCCCAGUCCGCGGUCGGCACUCGCACAGUGCUCACGCCGCCCCUCCGCCUCCGCGACCGCAAGUUCCUGCUCCCGUCCAUCCUCCGACACGGCAGCCGCUCGCCUUCCCCGCCGCUGACGCCACUCACGCCCGCCCACGGCCCGCAACCGGGCGGCGGAGGCAGCAGCAACAGCAACAAAGGCAGCGCCGUCUUCCCCGCCUCCCCGAUCUGCUCCUCAACCACGACCAAACUCGUGCCGCGGCCCGAGCGCACCGUCGCACUCACAAGAGUCACAACAACAACAGCAAACUCCCGCACACAGGCCACGACCACCACUACCACAGCCGGCUUCCCACCUGCACUCUCGCUCUCCUCGCUCACGGGGGCCGACUCAACCCUCUCCCUGCCGAUUCCCGUCCCAGGCUCCUGGCCGGCCGAGCGUCAUAACCAUAGCCGAGCCAGCGCCAGCGCGAGCAGCUGCUACACGGGCACGUCCACGGCUCAUUCCUCGCUCCGCCACGAGAUCCCCAUUGGCGUUCCCCUGCAUGCUUCUUCUUCUGUGCCGCAGAAUGGCAAUAUCAGCCCCAGUGGUGGCGGAGCGGGAAAGGGUUGGGGAGGAGGAGGAGGGAAGAUCGGAACGUCCCCACCGCCACCGCCGCCGUUGCCGCCGAGCCGGACCCGGAUCCGGAUCCGAGGGGGAGCUGGGGAAGCUGGAGCGGCGGCGCUGGUGUUUGCUAUGGCAAACAAGCUGGUCAUUCUGGUGUUACGAAGAGAAGUUUGGCUCGGAAUGGGCAUGGAGGAGGAGGAGGAGGAGGAAGAGGAGGAGGAAGAGGAGGAGGAAGAGGAGGAGGAAGAGGAGGAGGAAGAGGAGGAGGGACUAUUAGACGAGCGAGAGCAGCAGCGACCGGACGGCGACGGGGGGCACCAUGGUGUCUGCUGUUUCGAGGAUGUCUAGCACGAGGGGAGGGAAUGAUACCAUUGCUGGGAGGAUCUGAAACUGGGCUGGUUUAAUUAGGGUUGAGAAUUGCUGUGCUUGGGCUUUGGGGAGGUAGUAAAUGAGGCGUUGCGUUGGGAUAACUUGGAGUUAUUUGCUUUUAAGGGGGAAACCGGUAAUGGAACCCGCGAAGCAGAGGUCGGCUGGCUGGCCUUGUUGAAAUGAACUGGAGGAUAACAAGGAUUCUGCGUGGUAAUUCGCUGUUUCUGCCUCAGCUCUUCGCCAUGCGUACAAGCAGUCAGUGACUGGGCUGAGAAAUUGAGAAAUGCGUGGAUUUGAUCACCUAGAAGAAGGAAAGCAAACAUCGAGACACGUAAACUCCAAAAACUUUCAACGAAAUUGACCGAGUGGAGGAAAAGAAAAAGAAAAAGGAGAGGUAACCGACUUG
Messenger RNA from Chaetomium strumarium, 2580 nucleotides. RefSeq lists its product as uncharacterized. The coding region runs from base 396 to 2153 and encodes 585 amino acids. The transcript has 6 exons. The record is from RefSeq and is a predicted model, not a curated record. NCBI's taxonomy places the organism in Eukaryota, Fungi, Ascomycota, Sordariomycetes, Sordariales, Chaetomiaceae.